UCCAACAUGGCGGAGCUGACGGUGGAGGUUCGCGGCUCCAACGGGGCUCUCUACAAGGGAUUUAUCAAAGAUGUCCACGAAGACUCCCUCACAGUUGUUUUUGAAAAUAAUUGGCAACCAGAACGCCAGGUUCCGUUUAAUGAAGUUCGAUUACCACCACCACCUGAUAUAAAGAAAGAAAUUAGUGAAGGAGAUGAAGUAGAGGUAUAUUCAAGAGCAAAUGACCAAGAACCAUGUGGAUGGUGGCUGGCUAAAGUUCGGAUGAUGAAAGGCGAGUUUUAUGUCAUUGAAUAUGCUGCUUGUGAUGCCACUUACAAUGAAAUAGUCACAUUUGAACGACUUCGGCCUGUCAAUCAAAAUAAAACUGUCAAAAAAAAUACCUUCUUUAAGUGCACAGUGGAUGUUCCUGAGGAUUUGAGAGAAGCGUGUGCUAAUGAAAAUGCCCAUAAAGAUUUCAAGAAAGCAGUAGGAGCGUGCAGAAUUUUCUAUCAUCCUGAAACUACCCAGCUAAUGAUACUGUCGGCCAGUGAAGCAACUGUGAAGAGAGUAAAUAUCUUAAGUGAUAUGCAUUUGCGAAGUAUUCGGACGAAGUUGAUGCUUAUGUCCAGAAAUGAAGAGGCCACUAAGCAUUUAGAAUGCACAAAACAGCUUGCAGCAGCUUUUCAUGAAGAAUUUGUUGUGAGAGAAGAUCUAAUGGGCCUGGCAAUAGGAACGCAUGGUAGUAACAUACAGCAAGCUAGGAAGGUCCCUGGAGUUACUGCCAUUGAGUUAGAUGAAGAUACUGGAACGUUUAGAAUCUACGGAGAGAGUGCUGAGGCUGUAAAGAAAGCAAGAGGUUUCUUGGAAUUUGUGGAAGAUUUUAUUCAAGUUCCCAGGAAUCUUGUUGGAAAAGUUAUUGGAAAAAAUGGCAAAGUUAUUCAAGAAAUAGUGGAUAAAUCUGGUGUGGUUCGAGUAAGAAUUGAAGGAGACAAUGAAAAUAAACUACCUAGAGAAGAUGGAAUGGUUCCAUUUGUAUUUGUUGGCACUAAAGAAAGUAUUGGAAAUGUGCAAGUUCUUCUAGAGUAUCACAUUGCUUACUUAAAGGAAGUGGAACAACUAAGAAUGGAACGCCUGCAGAUCGAUGAACAGCUGCGACAGAUUGGUUCUAGGUCUUAUAGUGGAAGAGGCAGAGGUCGUCGGGGCCCUAAUUACACCACCGGUUAUGGUACAAAUUCUGAGCUGUCUAACCCCUCCGAAACAGAAUCUGAGCGUAAAGAUGAGCUGAGUGAUUGGUCAUUGGCAGGAGAAGAUGAUCGAGAGACUCGACAUCAGCGAGACAGCAGGAGACGCCCAGGAGGAAGAGGCAGAAGUGUUUCUGGGGGACGAGGUCGUGGUGGACCACGUGGUGGCAAAUCCUCCAUCAGUUCUGUGCUCAAAGAUCCAGACAGCAAUCCAUACAGCUUACUUGAUAAUACAGAAUCAGAUCAGACUGCAGACACUGACGCCAGCGAAUCUCACCACAGUACUAACCGUCGUAGGCGGUCUCGUAGACGAAGGACUGAUGAAGAUGCUGUUCUGAUGGAUGGAAUGACUGAAUCUGAUACAGCCUCAGUUAAUGAGAAUGGGCUAGUCACAGUUGCAGAUUAUAUUUCUAGAGCUGAGUCUCAGAGCAGACAAAGAAACCUCCCAAGGGAAACUUUGGCUAAAAACAAGAAAGAAAUGGCAAAAGAUGUGAUUGAAGAGCAUGGUCCAUCAGAAAAGGCAAUAAAUGGUCCAACUAGCGCUUCUGGCGAUGAAAUUCCUAAGCUACCGCGUACUCCAGGAGAAGAAAAGACUAAAACCUUAAAAGAAGAGAGCACUCAAGAAGCAGCAGUCCUGAAUGGUGUUUCAUAACUGAAGGAAGUUCCUAGUUUACAGUUCUUUUACAUUACAGUUACAAUAGUGCUUGUACAAGCUUGCCAAAGAUAGAAUACGGAUCGCCAGUCUUACAUCGCACUUUCAGUUCCUCCAUUUGGAAUUCAGAAAGGGGAGGGAUCCUGACGAAAUCAUAUGUUAAACAUACUUUGACACCUACUGUGUUAAAAAUAUAUCAUCAGAUGUGCCUUGAGAAUAGUAUAUGUAACAUUAAAAAAAAGUUGCUGGCUAUAGGAAA
Rattus norvegicus (Norway rat) is the source of this 2131-nucleotide messenger RNA. Lineage: Eukaryota; Metazoa; Chordata; Mammalia; Rodentia; Muridae. The record is from RefSeq and is a predicted model, not a curated record.